CAGCGCCCUGGGCGGGGCCUCGGCCCAGGUGCGCGGCGGCGGCGGCGGCGGCGGUGCUUCGCGGAGGCAGGAAGUGUGUCCCUAGCGGCGGCCCGUGCAGCGCUCCCGCGAGACGCUCACCUGCGCCCCAGGUGCCUGGCAGCAGCAGACCAUGCAGUGAGCCAUGCCCCGCCCGGGACAUCCCCGCCCAUCAUCUGGGCCCCCGCGCUUGGGACCCUGGGAGCGGCCAACAGAGCUGUGCCUGGAGACAUAUGAUGAGCCAUCCCAGCCCCCACCAAGCCGCCGCACCCGCAGGCCAGACCCUAAGGACCCUGGCCGCCAUGGGCCCGAGAGCCUUACCUUCAUCUCUGGCUCUGCCGAGCCUGCCGCUGAGCCCCCAGCUUGCUGCCUGCUCUGGCAACCCUGGGUGUGGGACUGGUGUCGAGCUGCCGUCUGCUUCCGCCGCUGCCGGGGUUGCCUCCAGCGCUGUGGAGCCUGUGUUCGGGGCUGUAGUCCCUGCUUGUCCACUGGGGACUCCCCUGAAGGGGCUGCCGAAGGCAACUGGGCCAAGGAGCACAACGGAGUACCCCCAAGCCCCGACCGUGCCCCUCCCAGCCGGCGGGAUGGCCAGCGGCUCAAGUCAACCACGGGCAGCAGCUUCAGCUACCCUGACGUCAAGCUCAAAGGCAUCCCUGUCUAUCCCUACCGCAGCACCACCUCCCCAGCCCCUGACGCGGACUCCUGCUGCAAGGAGCCACCGGCUGAGCCCCCACCCACACGGCAUAGCCUUCCGAGCACCCUUGCCAGCAGCCCCCGUGGCUCCGAGGAAUACUACUCCUUCCAUGAGUCGGACCUGGACCUUCCUGAGAUAGGCAGUGGCUCCAUGUCAAGCCGAGAGAUCGAUGUGCUCAUCUUCAAGAAGCUAACAGAGCUGUUCAGUGUACACCAGAUCGACGAGCUGGCCAAGUGCACAUCAGACACUGUGUUCCUGGAGAAGACCAGUAAGAUCUCGGACCUUAUCAGCAGCAUCACCCAGGACUACCACCUGGAUGAGCAGGAUGCUGAGGGCCGCCUGGUACGCGGAAUAAUUCGCAUCAGUACCCGAAAGAGCCGCGCUCGCCCGCAGACUGCAGAGGGGCGCUCAACCCGGGCUGCUGUGACUGCUGCUGCCCCUGACAGUGGCCAUGAGACCAUGGUGGGCUCAGGGCUCAGCCAGGAUGACCUCACAGUGCAGAUCUCCCAGGAGACGACUGCAGAUGCCAUCGCCAGGAAGCUGAGGCCUUAUGGAGCCCCAGGUUACCCAGCCAGCCACAGCUCAUCCUUCCAGGCCACCGACACAGACUCAUCAGGGGCACCCCUGCUCCAGGUGCACUGCUAACCCCCACCAGGCCCAGGGGCUGCAACCCCUUCUGAGAGAAGCACAGCCUACAGCAUGAAGAGGGGACCAGGACCCCCUCUGGGGGAGGCUGGGCCAUGAGACCAGACACAGCGCCCGCUCUGACUCCUUUUGCCCUGCUGACUGGUUCCUGGACCAUGUGCAUUUCACUGGGCUUUGGUGCCCACAUCCGCCCGGAUCCCUAACCGGGCUGACUUCUGCCUGGUCUGUUCCUUCCUGCCUGAUCUUUAGGUGGCCUAGGUCAUGGAAAGCAAAGACAGGCAUUACCUUCUGAGGUCAAAUCACAAAUAAAUCCCAUAACAUAAGCCCCAUAAGGAAUAACGCGAACAUCCCCCUCCCAGGACAGGGAAUGGGGAAUGACAGCUAAAAGCAGUUUGUCUUAAAUGGACUGGCUUGGGGCCAGGCAGGGCCUCUGUGUGGAAUUCUGUGGGCAGUGUCCACUCCACGUUAUGUCCUGUUGAGCAGUUUGGCUCUUGGCUGACGUUGAUAUGCUAUCAUGACCUUAGUUGCAAGUACAAAGGUAAUAGACGUCUACCUGCCAUCGCAGCUGUGGUACUGUCCUUGCGGUCCCAUUUGCCUCACUGCUGCCAGAGCAAGAGAAAGCAGCCUGGCUUAGUGUUGUGGGGUCCGUCUGAAGGCUGAAACAGGAGCAAGGACACCCCUCAGGUUCGCUGUGAGUUCCAGGAGAUAGAGAGCCAGGGGCGGCAACAGCACCUGUGGAAGGGCUGCCGGUGGCGAGGGGGCCGUUUAGGCGGGCCUGCGUGCAUCCACCCUGGUGUUCUGGUCCCCAACCAGCAGGCUCGCCUGCUUCUGGGCGCCCUUGCAGUUCCCCCAAACCCCCAAACGUGGCUCAGCCCCACUCAGCCUCAGACCUGCUACUCCUCCCUUCCUGGUGCUGGCAGAGUACUGUGGUUCCCUGGUAUCUCCAUGGCUUUACCAACAACCCUGAAAUGGGAUCAUUCUUCUUUCAGAGGGGGAACUGGGGCCCAGAGAAGGCAAGGAACUCCGUGGAUCACAAUGUUAGUAGCAACUCUAGCUCCAGACCAGGAAGCUGGCCUCUUGGAAUUUCGCCCCCAAGCGGGCUAGCUGACCUGGUAGAGACAGUUGCAGGAUCCCCUUAUUUGGACAUGGGAGCCUAGCUGGGUCAGAGGGGACCUACUCAGCUGCUCACAGGGGAGUCUGUCCCUUUCAGCUGUGAACCAGAGCAGGCCCACCAGCCCAUUCUUAACUGAUGCAAGCGAGGUGUGCAGGGGCCCCCUUCACUCACAUCCCACCUGCAGCCCCUAUGGCCCUUCUUAUUGUCCCCAUGGGCACCCUUUGAAAAGUGACUGGACAGACUGUACUCCAGUUUCAGACACUCAGCAUGGUCCCUUGGGGAUGUGACCACAGGGCCCAGGACCUUUCCUUAGGCUCUGCUGUCUCAUCCAGGUCCAGGCCUCUCUGAGACUGAAAAUAACCACAGAAGCCCAGGGAGAUCACAGAGGAGAGUGAGGCCCUAGUCCCUGCACCUUAACCUUGGCCCCAGAGCACCACUUCCCAUACUCUGCUCUGGGAACAACUGGCAUACCUAGAAAAAGUUGUCAAAGUUUGGGAAACAGAACUAGUUACUACUGCAUCACCUCUUUUAACAAACUAUUUGGAUGCACCAAAAGGAGGACAUGAUGUGUUCCAGAAAUCCAGGGGUACCCCGUGGCCCUCCCAGCACAGCACUCCAGCCAAGUCAACAGAGGUAUUUUUGCUGUAACCCUAACCUCUGCAGCCCCUGUACUCAGUGACCUCCACUCUGGCUGGGGGGCUGGGGCUCAGCUCUGGGGCUGGAUUUGUGCAGAGGCAGACACUGCUCCAGCCCUGGCUCUGCCUCAGCAGCUGACUUGGGGAGGCCCUCAAAUCUGCAGAGGCCCACUGGCCUUCACCCUGCCCUCCUGACCAGGUCUGUGUACCACACACAGCCCAUCUGAGGCCUGGGCAGUUCCCCCAGCCUUUGCUGCUCUCUGCCCCUGGGAAAGAAGUAUGUAGUUUUAGAAGCACUUGAUCGAGGGCUGGAAGACAGGCCCACUGCAGUGGGAAAUUGUCUUAGAGAUGAAAUGAACAAGUCUAGCUGGUCUUCAACUUUGCUGAGUCAUGGGCCCUUGUGAGAACGACUGCCAGGUCCUGUAGCCAGAAAAAUUCACCUUUGCUCAGAAACAUACACAGACUAAAUAAAAGCCUUGUUUUAA
Messenger RNA from Manis pentadactyla (Chinese pangolin), 3591 nucleotides. RefSeq names its product keratinocyte differentiation factor 1 (gene KDF1). Gene Ontology annotation, cellular component: cell junction. Lineage: Eukaryota; Metazoa; Chordata; Mammalia; Pholidota; Manidae. Gene Ontology annotation, biological process: regulation of epidermal cell division; keratinocyte development. The coding region runs from base 164 to 1357 and encodes 397 amino acids. The record is from RefSeq and is a predicted model, not a curated record. The transcript is spliced from 4 exons.